Messenger RNA from Menidia menidia (Atlantic silverside), 1068 nucleotides. Lineage: Eukaryota; Metazoa; Chordata; Actinopteri; Atheriniformes; Atherinopsidae. The record is from the annotation of a GenBank genome assembly.
AUGGCCGCUUUUCACCUCAGCCAGCACCCCCACGCGGGCGCGGACCCGCGGCGGCUCCUCCACCGGCUCACCGUGGCCUCCCUCCUCAGCGUGCUCUGCUUCUCCAUGGUCUACCUCCUCACCGGGUGCCGCGAGUCCGAGCUGGCGGACAACUUUGACAUCAAGCCGCCCGCGCGCGACUUCCCGGCGUCGGGCUCGGGGUGGGCGCACGAGGGGAACGGCACCGGCGCGGUCCGGGAGAGCCGGGACCGGGCCGGGAUGGAGAGCAACAGCUCCGGGAAAGAGUGGACGGCCACGCGCAGGCUGCCCCAGGCUCUGAUCAUUGGGGUGAAGAAGGGGGGCACCAGGGCGCUGCUGGAGUUCCUGCGGCUGCACCCGGACAUCCGCGCCCUGGGCUCAGAACCGCACUUCUUCGAUCGGCAUUACGCACGAGGACUGGACUGGUACAGGAGUAUGAUGCCCAAAGCCCUGGACGGCCAGAUCGUCAUGGAGAAGACGCCCCGCUACUUUGUUACCGUGGACACGCCGGCGAGAGUCCACGCCAUGUCCCAGGACGUAAAGCUGAUCGUGGUGGUGCGCGACCCCGUCACUCGAGCCAUAUCCGAUUAUACACAGAUCAUCUCCAAGACCCCGGACAUCCCGCCCUUUGAGACCCUGGCCUUCAAAAACCGCACCACAGGUCAGAUUGACUCUCUGUGGAGCCCGCUGUGGAUCGGCCUCUAUGCCCAACACAUGGAGCGCUGGCUGGCUUGGUUCCCCAGGAGUCAGAUCCAUCUGGUCAAUGGCGAGAGGCUCAUCUCAGACCCGGCUGGAGAACUGGGCAAAGUCCAGGACUUUCUGGGCCUUCAGAGGAUAGUCACUGACAAGCACUUCUACUUUAACAAGACGAAGGGUUUCCCCUGCCUGAAGAAGCCCGAGGGCAGCAGCAAACCCCACUGCCUGGGGAAGACCAAGGGAAGGACGCACGUCUCCAUAGAUAAGGAGGUCCUUCAGAAACUGAGGGACUUCUACAAGCCCCAUAACCAGCGCUUCUACCAGCUAGCAGGACAAGACUUUGGAUGGCAGUGA